CUUUUUUUUUUAUUGUUUAUUUAUUAAACUUUUUUGGCAAAGCAUCUGUUUUACUGUUUUAUGAAACAGUUGACAUUAGAGAGGCGGAUCAGGAAGGGCUCUAUGUGUCAAGCUUCUGCAUAAAAGGAGGGAGAUAAAUCCUCUGUGUUUGAUUGACAGUGCUGCCAUGACAACCCCGCAUCAGCUCCAGAACGUCCAAUCAGGAGUCAUUCGGGGUCCCUCCCUGACUCCCAUGAGCUAAAGAGUCAGACCUCAGCAGAUUUCUGUCAGACUUUUUCCGAAACGCACUUCGUCUCCUCUCGGGCUUCGCUCUUUUAUCCAGAUGGUUUUCAGAUCGCCACUCGACUUUUUCUCAGCCUCUCGUCUCCUUCUGCCACACUUUGCAGAUGGGCCCCCUGUCCUGGCCCGCUCCCGGUCCCCGGAGGACCCUCCCUCCGCCUGCCCUCCUUUGGCUCUCCCGGGACUGUGCUUCUCCGCGGCGCAGAUCGCCAGCGUGUGCGAGACUCUGGAGGAGACCGGAGACAUUGAGCGGCUGGCCCGCUUCCUCUGGUCACUCCCGGUGACCGCAGACGGCCGCGACUCCAUCUCCGAGCACGAGUCCGUGCAGCGCGCUCGCGCCGUGGUGGCCUACCACACCGGGAGUUUCCGCGAGCUGUAUCACAUCUUGGAGACGCACCGCUUUACGCGCGCCUCGCACGGUAAACUGCAGGCGAUGUGGCUCGAAGCUCACUACCGGGAAGCUGAGAAGCUUCGGGGUCGGCCGCUCGGACCGGUGGACAAGUACCGCGUGAGGAAGAAGUUCCCCUUACCGAGGACCAUCUGGGACGGAGAGCAGAAGACGCACUGUUUCAAGGAGCGCACGCGGGGGCUGCUGAGAGAGUGGUACCUGCAGGACCCGUACCCGAACCCCGGGAAGAAGCGGGAGCUGGCGCACGCUACCGGACUGACACCGACUCAAGUUGGGAACUGGUUCAAAAACCGGAGACAGAGGGACCGGGCGGCAGCAGCCAAAAACAGGUUACAGCACCACAGGACGUGUCCAGAGGGUGCACGUGCACUCAGUGGAGGAGACUGCAGUCCAGACGGGAGCGCAGAGCGCGCAGAUGGACAGACUCUUCUCUCUGUAACGGACAGUGACUCUGACUUGGAUGUCUGACACUUUGAAUCUGUGAAAUGGACCUUUAGAGGCCUGUCAUGGUCCGCUGUGGAUUACCGGACAGAGGAUGAUGGUGUAUGCGGGUAGAAGCUGGUCAGGGUUGCAAUAAAUUGUCAGAGUAUAAAACAGCUUCAUCCCAAAUAUUAACCCAGACCAUCAAACAGACGAUUUAAACACAGGUUACAUGGAUAUUCAGUCUUCCCCCCCUCCCUUUUGUUUCAUGAGAAUUUAAUAACAUUUUUUUUCACUAGCUGCAGAUCAGACCCACAUUUUUGAUCACUGGAUGGUGACAGUGCACAUCUGUUGACCCAGCUUACACCAUCAUCAAGCCGUGGACCCCUGUUGGAUGAAAACUCAGGGACCUCCACACAGGAGGAGUUAAUCACUCUCAUCUUCUCUAAUUAUGUGUCAUUCAUUUUUUAAUGGAACUAGUUGUUUCUUUAGAAGAAAUCCACUGCUUUAGACAAUCAGCACACACUGACGCCUAUAUACCUCCCUGUCUGGAUGUUUGUAUGUCUAUGGAUUUUGUUGUUUCUUUACCUUCACUUCUACUUUAUUUAAGGUUCAGAGUUCACUGUUCAGUGUGUGUGUGAUGCUGUGUCCUUUUUUGUUCGAGUUGAUGCUGAAUAAAUGUUUUGGUAUUUUAUAUAUAA
Messenger RNA from Lates calcarifer (barramundi perch), 1809 nucleotides. It is a transcript of the gene six3b, whose product is annotated as SIX homeobox 3b. Gene Ontology annotation, biological process: regulation of transcription by RNA polymerase II; eye development. The record is from RefSeq and is a predicted model, not a curated record. Gene Ontology annotation, cellular component: nucleus; transcription regulator complex. Gene Ontology annotation, molecular function: RNA polymerase II cis-regulatory region sequence-specific DNA binding; DNA-binding transcription factor activity, RNA polymerase II-specific. Lineage: Eukaryota; Metazoa; Chordata; Actinopteri; Centropomidae.